Camelus dromedarius (Arabian camel) is the source of this 827-nucleotide messenger RNA. RefSeq names its product mitochondrial ribosomal protein L42 (gene MRPL42). Gene Ontology annotation, cellular component: mitochondrial large ribosomal subunit. The record is from RefSeq and is a predicted model, not a curated record. Bases 277 to 702 code for a protein of 141 amino acids. Lineage: Eukaryota; Metazoa; Chordata; Mammalia; Artiodactyla; Camelidae. The transcript has 6 exons.
AAGCUGGGCAGGCCCAGAAAGUUCAUCGGCAGGUGUCGUUUUCUCCGGCCUGUUGUUCGCGGCAGGAUAAAGCCUCUGGCAUCACCAGAUUCGGUCCGUCCUGCAGAAGGUCCGGCGUGCGGCCGCCGGCUUCCUGUGUGGCUCCCCUCGUGUCUCGGCCAGUCACUCGGGGACUUCUCUAGGGAUGAGAAAAGGUGCACCUAGAAGCAGAUUUUAAGAGCAGUUUCUUAUCAAGUCAUCUUAUUUCGUACCACCUGAUAAGCAUCUUGAUUCACCAUGGCAUUAGCAGCAGUAAAACGGGCGAUAUCAUACAGAACUGUCUUUAAACAUCUAUUUCCAAUUCAAAAUGGAGCCUUGUAUUGUGUUUAUCAUAAAUCUACAUAUUCUCUUCCAGAUGACUAUAAUUGCAAAGUAGAGCUUGCUUUGACAUCUGAUGGCAAGACAAUAGUAUGCUAUCACCCUUCUGUGGACAUUCCAUAUGAACACACAAAACCUAUCCCUCGGCCAGAUCCUGUGCAUAAUAAUGAAGAAACACAUGAUCAAGUGCUAAAAACUAGAUUAGAAGAAAAAGGUGAACACUUUGAGCAAGGACCCAUGAUAGAACAACUUAGCAAAAUGUUCUUUACUACUAAGCACCGCUGGUAUCCUCAUGGACAGUAUCAUAGACGUCGUAGAAAACUGGAUCCUCCAAAAGACAGAUGAUACUGAGAUUUUUGGGAAUUAAAGAGAAGUGUUACCCUGUAUCUCAUUUGUCGUUUGAGAAAAUGCAAUUGGGUAUAUCCAUUAAUAUGUUACAUAGUAAAAUAAUAAUAAAAUGCCUUCAUGUA